AUGGAACCGCUGCUAGGGUUCACUGGAGAUUCCCAGAACGCUGGGCACUCAAGAGCCGCAUUCCUCACGGGGAAGGAAGGAGACAGAGAGCACAUAAGGGGGUUGAGGGAUUUCUUCAGGGAGUUUAGGGCGGAGUCGAAGGUUCUCUGGUUCCUGGCUGGCCCCGCCAUGUUCACCGCCGUCUGCCAGUAUUCCCUUGGCGCCGUCACUCUGAUAUUCGCCGGCCAGCUCGGCACUAUCGAGCUCGCCGCUGUCUCCAUCGAGAACUCGGUCAUUGCUGGUCUCUGCUACGGCCUGAUGGUACUAACCCACGUUCUCCGUUUCCGGAAUGCUUUAUAGUCUGUGAAAUAGUUCAAGACAUCGUUUUUCCUGAUGCACGCGGGCCGCGGUUGGCAGCUGGGGAUGGGGAGCGCUCUGGAGACGCUGUGUGGGCAAGUCGUCGGCGCUGGUAAGCUGGACAUGCUGGGCGUCUACAUGCAGCGCUCGUGGCUUAUCCUACUGGUCACAGCCUUGUUGCUCACGCCGCUGUACGUGUUUGCUACGAACUGGCUGAGACUAAUCGGCCAGACCGCCGAUAUAUCGCGCGCAGCGGGGCAGUUUGCGCUGUGGAUGCUGCCGCAGCUAUUCGCCUACGCGUUCAACUUCCCCCUCGCCAAGUUCCUGCAGGCACAGAGCCGGCUGAUGUUCAGGGCAGCGGUAGCGGCGGGGACGCUGCUGGUGCACGUGUUCCUCAACUGGCUUCUUGUACUGCGGCUGGGUUGGGGCCUGCCGGGCGCUGCGUUCGUCCUCAACCUCUCGUGGUGGAUCAUCGUGACGUCGCAGAUGGCGUACAUCUUUUUGGGGGCCUGUGGAGAGGCUUGGUCGGGCUUCUCCUGGAAGGCUUUCCAUCAAGUGUGGGCCUUCGUUCGCCUCUCCGUAGCAUCCGCAAUCAUGCUCUGGUGAGUUGCUAAUUUCUUCUGGGUAAACUCUCCUAGUUGACAAUACUAUGCUUCCCAUAAUAUGUUUUAAAAUCAUUCUUAAACUUAAUAGAUCACUACCCAGCGUCUAAAAUAGACGGACUCUGUUUGCACUCCGAAGCCUUUUUCCAAGCCACUUUGUUUUCCCAAACCUACCUCCUUGACAUCUUUCUAUCUCUAUCUAUCUAUCUACGGAGUUAUCUAUCGAUCUAUCUAUCGAUCUAUGUAUAUCUCAGUAUAUCUAUAUAUCUAUGUAUCGAUCCAUCUAUCUCUCAGUCAAUCUAUCUAUCUAAACCCAUAGAUAUAUACAUAUAUGUUUAUUUCCCUCGAGUUUGAGUCUCUUCCCACCUGGAACACGACUCCUCCCUUAAAUGGGACUCUCUUAUACGACUUGUACCCAGUUCCCCAAAAAGCUCGAUGAGAUAAAAACAACCAACAAAGCAGCAAGUUAAGCAGGGAUCUGUUUCCAUAGGCUUUAGUGUCCCAUUUUUGUUCAAGCUUGCCAAGGUGUGGACGAAGUCUCAUUAUUCAUCAUUCCAUUCAUUUCUGAACUGAUUCAAUUAUUAAAUUCGUAAUGUAUUUAUCCCCAGCUUGGAGUUCUGGUAUUAUAUGGUGCUGAUUCUUUGUGCUGGUUAUCUCAAAAAUGCGAAAAUCUCCGUGGAUGCUAUAUCUAUAUGGUAGGCUUCUCAUCUCUUAUUAUCAUUUCUUUCAUUUAUUGAUCUUAUUUUUGGAGCAACACAAAUAUUUACUAUAAAAUUAUAUUUGCAGGUAAAAAUAUUACCUAAUUUUAUGUGAUAUUUGAUAGCAUAAGAUAUCAUAAAAUGAAACUAAAUUCAUUAAGAUAUCAAAAUUUUUAAAAGUGUUCAACUACAUCAGUUAAUAUUUAAAAGUAAUACAUACUUUAUGUCUUCAUAUAUAGCUUGUCAUACUUGUUGAAAAAUGUACUCAUCUUCUUUUUAGUAUGAACAUAAGCGGAUGGACAAUAAUGGUGGCCCUAGGAUCAAACAUUGCCAUAAGGUUAGCCAUCAAGCUUCACUUUUAUUUUUUAUUUUAUUUUUUUAAUUUUAUUUUAUGUCAUGUUUUGUCGUUUUAAACGGGAGUAAUAUAACGGCAUGAUGGCAGUGUGCGGGUGUCUAAUGAGCUAGGAGCUGGUCACCCGAAGAGGGCUAAGUUUGCUGUAGUUGUGGCCGUCGUCACCUCAUUCCUGAUAGGAUUGUUCCUUGCCGUCAUUCUGAUCAUCACUCGGAAGGAGUUCCCAUACGCCUUCACGAGCAGCUCAGAAGUCAGAGAGCUGGUCUAUCAACUCGCCCCAUUGCUCGCAAUCACCAUCACCGCCAAUAAUGUGCAGCCAGUCCUUUCGGGUUUCUUACUGUGCUUUCCUCGUUCUGAUUUUUCAUGAGUUUUAUUUGAAAUGUCUAGUGAUUCGACAUUAACUUGAUGACGUAUUCGGAUCUCGAUCUUUAGACAAUUUACUAACUCUUAAGAAUUCAUGUGAUCAGAGGGAUAUCAAUAACCAUUGUAAGCUCACUUUGACGACCCCGCCUGUCUUUUUUACCUGAUUUGACGCUGUAUUUUGUUUUCCCGGAAAGUGAUAAACGGCUGGGACUGAGAUAGUUACUAAUUACCACUGGGAAAUAUAUCCCAAAGAUAUCUAAGAAUAUCUUAAAUUGUUAGCAUGCGGGCCCAGUACUUCUUGUCAUUUUCACUUAAUGGAUAAGUUUUGAAGGCAUUGAAACUCUUUUGCCCAGCGUACUUAGCUCCAGUAUGCCAACAUCCACAUAUAGAUAGAUGUGACAAUGAAGUCUGCACUGUACGGUUGUGAUAUCAAAAACUUAAACAAUUUGCAAUAACAUUGUAUAUUUUCUCAGAGUAGCCCAUGAUUACUUGAUUUGAUUUUAAAAAGUAUUUCUCAUGCAAUAAAAUAGUUAUAGUUGUUCUCAUCUGAAUAGAUGUUCUAUGCGUUAUUAAUAGGUGUGGCCAUUGGAGCUGGGUGGCAAGCAUUCGUGGCCUAUAUCAAUGUUGGAAGCUAUUACUUGUUUGGUAUUCCCAUUGGUCUUCUCUUGGCCUUUAAGUUUGAUCUUGGUGUAAAGGUAAUAACCUAUUCCUGCAUUUAAACUGAGUCAUAGAGCAAUGUAAAGGCUGAUCACAGAAAUGUUAUGCGGUAUUUAUCAUUAAAAGUAGUUCAAUUUGAAAAAUGUUAUAUUAAAUGUUCAUGUCAUGACUCUUCAACCUCUAGUGUAUUCUAGUAAAAUAUCUAUAAAGCCACUGGUCAUCUCCUUCUUACAUUACGGGAUAUUUCAGGGUAUUUGGUAUGGAAUGCUUUCUGGAACUCUACUACAGACGAUGAUACUAGUUUUGAUGACUUCUAGAACGAAGUGGACCAAAGAGGUGAACUUGGAUCUCUUGUGUUCACACCUUUUUAUGUGUUCUUUCCUUUCUUCUAAAUAAGCUCACAGUUGUAAACUAAGCAUUUCUAUUUGACUUUUGUUUCUAAGAUUUUUCUCAUAUUUCUUAUUUUUAUGUUACCUUGUGAGACCACAUUGACUUGCAAUGAUUAUUUUGGAGAACUAUAUCUUUUCCAUUUUAAAUAUUUAAAGGUUAACAGCACAAGCAGAAAACUAAAAAAUAGAACGUACAUAUCAUGCAUAGUUAAUGAACUAAAUUUAUUGAUAAUUACGAUAUUGAUCAAGUGGAAGGUUUCAGCAGCUUUCUUAGAUACAACAUAAAUUAUGAAUAUCUCUAUUAUCUCUAAGUAUUCAUCAGAUGCUGUAUGGUUUGGCAUACAUUCAAAUGAAACAUUGAGACCUACCUCUUCUAGCAUUUCAUAUUAACUUUUAUAUGUCCUAUAAGAUAAUUUAUUUUCUUGUGGUGGUAAUAUUUUGUGGAUAAUGAGAAAUAUCCUAUAUAUGAGUAUUGGCCAUAUAAAAUUGAAAAGAGGUAUAUUAUUCAUCAUUUCAAUUUUGAUGGUGGAUGUGUAAAAAACAUCUCCAUUCAUUCUAUAUAUUCAACAACCUAUGGUAUUUUAUAUAUUUCGUGUUUAACCUUUUCUCUUAUUUAAGAAGAAUAUAUUCUUACCCAUUCUAUCGACUAACUGAUUUAAUGUUGUUUAUAGGCAUCAGCAGCAAGAGAUAGAGUUAAGAAAUGGGGAGGGGAGGAGGUAUAA
Spirodela intermedia is the source of this 4119-nucleotide messenger RNA. The record is from the annotation of a GenBank genome assembly. Lineage: Eukaryota; Viridiplantae; Streptophyta; Magnoliopsida; Alismatales; Araceae.